Molecule: messenger RNA, 887 nt
Organism: Amphimedon queenslandica
Lineage: Eukaryota; Metazoa; Porifera; Demospongiae; Haplosclerida; Niphatidae
Product: ubiquitin-conjugating enzyme E2 S-like
Exons: 5
Coding region: 96-785 (229 amino acids)
Source: RefSeq, a predicted model, not a curated record
GUUCAUAGGCGUGGCUUCAUAAUUUAAAAAGGUUUUAGGCGCCUUUUUGGGUUCUUCAUCAACUUCCUCUCAAGGUCUAAUCUCUCUCUUUUACCAUGGCCUCUACUUCUUCCAUCAGUAAUGUAGAGAAUCUACCGCCUCACAUACUUAAAAGAAUAUCAAGAGAAGUAUACGAAAUAUCAGAAUCCCCACCAGAAGGAAUAAAGAUGUUUAUUAAUGAGGAAGACAUUACUGACAUACAAGCAUCCAUUGAAGGACCAUCUGGCACUCCAUACGAAGGUGGCCUUUUUAAAAUGAAACUAGUUUUGAGCAAAGAGUUCCCUGCUGUACCUCCGCAAGGGUUCUUUCUUACUAAAAUAUUCCAUCCCAAUGUUGCAAAAAAUGGAGCGAUCUGUGUCAACACACUUAAGAAGGACUGGAAACCCGAACACGGAAUAAAACAUAUUUUACUAACAGUCAAAUGCUUACUAAUCUAUCCGAAUCCUGAAUCAGCUUUAAACGAAGAAGCUGGUAGACUAUUAUUAGAGCAAUACGAUGAAUAUUCAAGAUAUGCUAAAAUGAUGACAGAGAUUCAUGCUAAACCACAAAAACCUUCCACCUCCUCUUCAACCAGCAUUGAUGCUUGUUGCCCUUCAUCUUCCAAGAGCACUGAGGAAGACAAAGAUGGAGAGCUGUUGAAAAAGAAAGGAACAGAUAAAGGAAAGAUCCCCAGUACUGCUGCUGCUGCAACAGCAGCUGCUGAGAAAAAGAAGAAGGAAAAGAAGAAAGCUUUAAAACGGUUGUAGUUAUAGUAACGAUAUUAUUAUAAAAUAAAUCUAUUUCAUCUCCUGGCAUUAAAUUUAUUUCUAUUUCCUCUUUUCACUCAAAUUAUUAAAGCAGUAUAAUGA